Molecule: messenger RNA, 1890 nt
Organism: Funneliformis geosporum
Lineage: Eukaryota; Fungi; Glomeromycota; Glomeromycetes; Glomerales; Glomeraceae
Source: the annotation of a GenBank genome assembly
AUGAGCAGUGAUCCUCAAACUGGAACAAGCACUAACCGAGCAAAUACACUUCAAAUUCCCAAUGUAGGAAUUGAAGAGACAGGAGAACUAUCACCAUCAAUAUUAACGGCAAUUAAUCAUCUUUCAAUUGAUAAUUCUUCUGAUGAAUCAUCUGAUGAGUUGGAAGAAGACUCGGACACUUUAAGGACCGAGCAAUCUUCUUAUGCGAAUUCUGCAUUUGAUGAAUCCACUACUACAUUAUCUCAACCUGUUGGUCCUGCAGAACAUUUAAGGGCUUUAAUUAUAAAUAGACCAACCGCUCAAAUGAUCACAACUUUUAGAUUACAAAAAACGCGAGAAGAAAUGACACAUGAAGAAGUAGUUAAAUUCGUAUUGAACCCUGUUCCACAAGGUCAAAAAGUUCUUUGCAAAAUAACUCGUAGUAAAGAUGGUUUUGGAAAAUUAUAUCCUCAGUAUGAACUUUAUAUUGAAGAUACUUUAGAAAAUGGGGAUGAAAUAAAAAUAUUUCUUCUUGCUGCUAAAAAAAGAAAAAAGAGUAAAAGUUCUCAUUAUGUCAUAACAACAGAUCGACUUGGCGCAAAUUUCCCGUCGGAUAAUAUUGUAGGAAAGGUCAGAUCUAAUUUCUUGGGUACAGCUUUCGGUAUAUAUUCAAAUGGGCGAAAUCCAUUUAAACGUGAACCCGAAUCAUCAACUUUUCCUAUUCGAGAAGAAUUUGGAGCAGUUGUUUAUGAUCCCAAUAUUCUUGGGUUUAAAGGACCGAGGAAAAUGACUGUCUUAUUAAUAGGGAUGACGAAGCAAGGUGCAAGACCGGUAUUUAGACCGGAAACGGAUGCAGAUACAUUGAUUGGAAAGUUCAAAAAUGGAGAACAUAGAGAUAUUUUGGUAUUGCAUAACAAAUCUCCACAAUGGAAUGAAGAAACACAGUCAUAUGUUUUAAAUUUCAGUGGAAGGGUUACUUUGGCUUCAGUUAAAAACUUUCAAAUUGUACACGACAAUGAUCUGGAUUACAUUAUAAUGCAAUUUGGACGUGUUGAAGAAGAUACAUUUACGAUGGACUUUAUGUAUCCAAUGUGUCCUCUUCAAGCAUUUGCUAUCGCAUUAACAAGUUUUGACGCUAAAUUGGCUUAUGGUUUAUUUGGGUUCAAUCCUAAAUUUUUUCUUUUCCAACAAUAUGACAUAGCUCAAAGUAAGCCUUUUAAAGGAGAGUUUGUAGUGAUAACAGGAGGAACGCGUGGAAUAGGAUAUUCUAUUGCACAAAAAUUCGCACAGAAUGGCGCAAGGUGUGCUUUGAUAGGACGUAAUAAAGAGAGAGUUGAAAAGGCAAAGAAUUACAUAAAUAAAAAUUUUGAAGUAGACAAUAAUCAUUUAGGAUAUGAAUGUGAUUUAAGAAUUCCUACAGAAAUUGAGAAUGUUUGCACGGUAUCUCUGCGAGUAUCAUAUGAUUCGCUCGUUGUUAGACUUAAAGAACAAAAUGUGAAUGAUAUUAUUCAAACAAAUCUUCUUGGAACAAUUUAUAUGUGUAGUCAUAUCUCUAAACAAAUGAUUAAAACGAAAAAGGGAUGUAUAAUUAAUAUUUCAAGCGUUGUUGGAUUACAAGGGAAUAGUGGUCAAUCCGUUUAUAGUGCUUCAAAAGCUGGAAUUAUUGGAUUUUCAAAAUCAUUGGCUAAAGAACUUGCACGGAAGAAUAUUCGCGUAAAUGUCAUCGCACCUGGAUUUAUUGAGACUGAUAUGACUUCAACAAUUUCUGAAAAAGAAACUUAUAAAAACAAAAUAUUAAUGCAAAGAUUUGGUAAACCUGAGGAAGUUUCCGAUGCUGCUUUGUAUCUUGCAAAAGCUGAUUAUGUUACUGGGCAGACACUUAUUGUUGAUGGUGGAUUGAUUUCUACAUAA